Messenger RNA from Parasteatoda tepidariorum (common house spider), 1116 nucleotides. RefSeq lists its product as uncharacterized. The record is from RefSeq and is a predicted model, not a curated record. Lineage: Eukaryota; Metazoa; Arthropoda; Arachnida; Araneae; Theridiidae. Gene Ontology annotation, cellular component: extracellular matrix. Gene Ontology annotation, molecular function: protein binding.
UCAAAGUAAUGCAUACUCAUUCUUUUAACAUUGUUCCAUUGCCAUUUAUCAAUGUGUACUUGCGUAAAAAAAGAAAGGUAACACCUGUUUAUUACAGAUAAAAGCUGACUGUAUCAUUUCACUUCGCUUAAAGUGAUUUUCAGGUUUCCUUACUCAAGAUGUUUCUAUUCGGUCAAAUCCUCCUAACAGUUGUUGCAGCAUCACUUGCUGUUGACUGUCCUCCUAGAGAUAAAGUAUAUCCUUGCUCAUGUGAAAAUGAUGGUUUGCUGACUUCUGUAGAUUGUGAAGGCUUCAGCAGUCUCUCUAAGGUUGAACCUGUCGUUAAGAACACCUUAGGGCACAACGUAUCAUUCGCAUUCUGGCGGUCCAAUCUCGGUGACAUCCCCUCCGAAUUUUUCAAAGGACACCAGUCAGUAAACUUGCAUUUUGAAAAUUGCAAAAUUGGAUCAUUUGGCGACAAACCAUUCAGUGGGCUUGAGAACUCAUUGAGACAACUUUACAUUUAUGGAAGCGUUGAUAAAAGAAGGAAAGAUCUCAAGACUUUCCCACUCAGUCACCUGAAGCAUUUGAGGGACGUUUCUUUCCUGGGUAACGAUAUUGUCCAGUUGGGAAACGAUUGGUUUGAAGAUGGACCAGAAGCUCUGGAGCAGUUGGACUUGCAGGCAAAUGACAUUGAAAAGUUGGGAGACAAAGCUUUUACAACUCUGACCAAUCUUCAGCAGUUAUGGUUAGGUGACAACCGUGUCCGAACUGUGUCCAGAUCCAUGUUUCCAAACCCAGCUAAUAAGUUGUGGUUGAUAGAAAUAAGCUUCAACGGAAUUGAAGAGUUGCCCGCAGACUUUUUCGAAGGAUUUCCAGCUUUAAAAACAGUGAAUCUUGCAGGAAACAAACUGAAAACAAUUCCAGAAAGUAUUUGGGGAAAAGUAUGGAGUCAGCUAGAAGAAGUGUAUGUUGAAAGAAAUCAAGGAUUUGUUUGCGAUGAAAGUCUGAAAUGGAUCUACAGGCAAAAGUUACCUAAGAUACUUAGAGGAAAAUGUGGGUACGGCAAUAAUCUCUAUAACAGGGACUUAGAUACCUUAAAAUUGGAAGAUUUUCAAUAAAAUAGUAGAAACCUGA